Molecule: messenger RNA, 2904 nt
Organism: Spea bombifrons (plains spadefoot toad)
Lineage: Eukaryota; Metazoa; Chordata; Amphibia; Anura; Pelobatidae
Gene: PCIF1
Product: phosphorylated CTD interacting factor 1
Exons: 16
Coding region: 196-2277 (693 amino acids)
Cellular component (GO): nucleus
Molecular function (GO): mRNA (2'-O-methyladenosine-N6-)-methyltransferase activity; RNA polymerase II C-terminal domain binding
Source: RefSeq, a predicted model, not a curated record
UUUUAAAUGCCUCAGCCAAUAUGGCGGCACGGACAAGACACAAGGCAUUUAGGCUGCGCAGGCGUAUUAUGUAGGGCCGCGGCUGGAAUACAAGAUGGCAGCCCCGGCGGGGAGGGAGAGGCGGAGGCGGUAUAGCAGUGAGCAGACGGGAGUCAGUGACGGAGCUUGCCUCGGCCCCAGUGUGUUUCCACGGAGAUGGCGUGUGAUAAUCAUGGAAGUCCUGAGGAGGACACAGCUUUGGUCAGCUUGUGCCCAAGCACAUCAAAUUCUCCUCAACUCCCUCGCCCCCUGUCGGAUCUGCCAGAUGAACUCUUGCAAGCAGGAUGGGAGAAGUGCUGGAGUAAGAGGGAAAGCCGUCCUUAUUACUUCAACCGCUUUACAAAUCAGUCUCUUUGGGAGAUGCCAGUUCUUGGCCAUCACGAUGUAAUUUCAGAUCCAUUGGGUCUCAAUGCGGCUCCAAUUCCCUCAGACGGUGCAACACCAGAGACACCGAAGGAUAACAGGCCUCAGAAAAGGAGGAUAUCUGAGGAGCUGUUGGCCUGUGAUUCUGUUAAGAAGCUGAAAGUGGAGUCCACUCCUGUGACCCCAGCAUCAGUGCCAAGUUCCCCUGUCUUCCCAGGGGUGUCACUAGACGAAAAACAGCUUGCAGCCCUGAUAAAGCCCACCGAUGUAUACUGGGAUUUGGAUAUUCAGAGCAAUGUAGUGGUGAAGCCUCCCCCCCCUUCACACUUGCUGCCUCCCCCAUCACAAGCUUUGCCCCCACACCCUGAAGUGGAACUCCUAAGGUCACAACUUGUCCUGAAACUAAGGCAACAUUACCGAGAGCUGUGCCAGCAGAGGGAGGGAAUUGAACCACCCCGGGAGUCAUUUAACCGCUGGUUGUUGGAGAGGAAAGUUUUGGAUAUGGGUCCCGACCCACUUCUGCCAAGUGACUGUGAUCCAACAGUGUCUCCAUCCAUGUUUCAAGAAAUAAUGAAUGAUGUCCCAAUGAGGUUAUCUCGUAUUAAGCAUCGUGAGGAAGCAAAACGUCUACUCUUUAAGUACGCAGAGGCAGCCAAGCGACUGAUUGAAUCCAGGAGUGCUUCUUCUGACAGUCGAAAACUGGUGAAGUGGAACGUAGAGGACACAUUUAGCUGGCUCAGGAGAGACCAUUUAGCAACCAAAGAAGACUAUAUGGACCGCCUAGAACACCUGCGUAGGCAAUGUGGCCCACACAUGGCAGCUGUGGCAAGAGACUCAGUGGAAGGUAUAUGUAGUAAAAUAUAUCGCAUCUCCAGGGAAUAUGUAAAGAGAACCCGGGAGAAGCACCUGGCACUUCUGCGUGAGGCCAACAUACCAGAGCCAGGUCCACCUGAAGCACCCCCAGAGAAGCUGGUGUUUUGUCACCCUGUGAGGUUGUCAGUGCCGGCUCUACACCAGCAAGGAGGGGUAGAUGUACAUCUUGAAGGAAGCAUGGUCUGUGUGCGAUUUAAAGGGGAAACUGUGCGUGUAAACCAGAGCUACUUCAGUAAAUUGUUUCAGCUCUAUCGCUUCAGCUGCACAGAUGAUCCUGGAUCAGAAAAGUUCCUGUCUCGAGUAUGGUGUCUAUUACGUAGAUAUCAGGUGAUGUUUGGCACAGCACAAUAUGAGGGAUCUGGGCUGCAAGAAGCUCUGCCAGUCCAUGUAUUUCAGGCUCUUCACAGAAUAUUUGGGGUGACUUCUGAAUGUUUCGCUUCCCCUCUCAACUGUUACUUUAAACAGUACUGCUCUGCCUUCCCAGACACGGAUGGAUAUUUUGGGUCCAGAGGACCGUGUCUGAGUUUCUUCCCAGUCAGCGGUUCCUUUGAGGCUAAUCCUCCAUUCUGCGAGGAAUUGUUAGACGCCAUGGUGACCCAUUUCGAGAACCUCCUGGAGAGUUCAGAUCAACCACUGUCCUUCAUUAUCUUCAUCCCAGAGGGGAGAGAUCCUCCCAUAUCGGCACUCAUCCGCAUGGAGAAUAGUCGAUUCAAACGGCAUCAGUUGGUUCUCAGUGCUUAUCAGCACGAGUACCGCAGUGGAGCUCAGUAUGUGUGCAAGAGAGACGAGCUUUAUUAUAAGGCCAUGCACAAUACCGCAGUACUCUUUCUUCAGAAUGAACCAGGCUUCUUGAAAUGGGCGCCGACUCCUGAGCGUGUUCAAGAAUUAACCGCAGCCUUCAAACAUUCUGGUCGUUUAUCCAAUUGUUCUGGGGGGAGCGAAAAGGAGUCCACACAAGAGGAAGGCACCAGCAAGGAUAGCAUGACUAGAGAUGCAGACUGAAAAAAUGUCUUGUCAUCUUAAUGGGCAGAGUCUGCCCAAAUUCACAGGACAGAAUGUUUCCCCAGUCUUAUAUGGCAUAAUGUUUGCAACCUUCAUAUUGUAGAGUAAAUUGCAGAUCUUCGUUGGUCAUAUAGUACACUGGUCUAAGGUUCCUGUCCUGUAUGGUAGAAUAUUUUUUUACCCAAUGUUAUUCAUUGUGGGGAGAGGGGCAAAUAUACAUAGGUCCACACCAGUGCCAUUACUACUUGUAGGAACGUGUGUGCAAAAUCGAAAGAAAGUGGAGAUCCCCUUAUUUAUAUUAAGUCUAGCGGAUACAGUACAUGUGUGUGUUAAGGUGUGAAAGUGGGUGCACUGCACCUUUCUAUGAAGUAUGUGUAGGCACAUCUCCCAAGAAGGAGAAUGGUUGUGUAGCUUUCCUAUGUAUAAUGGUCUUUGCAUAUCUGCUCUAUGAAGUAUAUUUGGUGUUGUACAUAAGAAUUUGCAUGUUUUCUCCACCUUCCCUCAUUUGUAUGUUUUCUGGUAUUGUGAUUGGUGCACGUUGUUUGUGCUAAUUAUUCCCUGUAAUUAAUUUAACGUCUAACCAUUUUAUUACUUUUAUCAAACAGUAAAAGUCUAUUUUUGAUUUUA